ACUUAGAGCUUGAAGUCCAAUUCCAAUCAUUUAUUUUUAUUUUAAUCAAUGCCUUUAUUUUCACACAAUUUCCAAACAUCAACCAAAUUACGAAAAGACUAAAAUACCCUCCACCUCACUAUUUGGCAUAACAUUUGAGUGACCUCUCCUUUAUUUUACUCUCUCUCCUCAAUCUGACAAUGGCGGUAUCAAUGGAGGCGGGAACUGCCGUUAUCCUCUCUCUCUCUCCUCCUCCUCCCGUCGCCGCCUUUCUCCGUCGUCGAUUUCCGAUUUAUCUCGGAAAAUCGUCGCUAUUUUCCGGCGUUUCUCUCUCUACUCGUUCUUCGAUUUUUCGCAAUGCUAACUUCUCUCGAAGGUGUAGUCAGGGUGAUGUUUAUGGCAACAGCAAUAACAUAAUUUUGACUCCUGCGCCUGUUCUAACUUUCAUGAAAGGAUUGUUGAAAUUUGUGCUUUCUAACUUUCUGCCGCUAGCUCUUGUUGGUGGAGUAGCACUUGGGUUCUACAGUCCUGCAUUGGGUUGUCUAGCACACAAAUAUUCCUUUUCAAAAUUCAUCACCUGCUGGCUUUUCUUUUUAUCUGGACUGAAAUCGCAAGAUGGUGAUCUUAAAGAAGUUGUUGAGGCUUGGCCUGCUUUUUUGUAUGGGCUUGCUUCCAUCCUGCUGAUCUGCCCUAUCUAUUCAAAGCUGAUUCUCAAAGUUCCAAUGGUACCUCAGGAGUUUAUUACAGGCUUGGCGAUUUUUAGCUGUAUGCCUACGACAUUGAACGGAGGAGUAGCACUUACACAACUUGUACGUGGGAAUUCUGCUUUGGCUCUUGCUCUGACAGUAGUAUCUGUUCUUUUAGGCAUUUUGACUGUGCCUCUCUGGAUCACGAAAUUAUUUGCUGAUGGAUUUGGUGUAACAAUUCCGACUUGGCAGCUUUUCCAGAGUCUUCUUGUUACCCUUAUAGUCCCUCUCAUUCUGGGAAAGGUUUUGCGGAAUUCAUUCCCUGGUAUGGCAAGAUGUGUUGAACAGAAUGACAGGAUUUUAUCGUUCACCACUUCAAUUCUCCUUGCUUUUUUUCCAUGGAUGCAAGUCGGCAAGUCACGACAAUUGCUUCUGAUGGUUAAGCCUGCAACCUUUGUUUGUGCUAUUGUGCUUGGAAUACUUAUACAUCUGAGCUUUAUAGUUUUUAAUGCCACCUUGGUGAGAAGUUUAUCUGUUGGAUCAACUUCCUGGAAACCAGUAUUUGAGAAGCAAGCAAAUAGAAGGGCUUUAACGCUGGUUUGCAGUCAGAGAUCCUUGCUCAUUGCAACAGCUGUGGUGGAGCAGCUUGGAGGUGUGUUAGGUGAAACUGGCUUACUGCUUCUGCCUUGUGUAGCUGCUGAUGUGAACCAGAUCAUAAUUGAUUCACUUCUAGUUAACUUCUGGCUUCGAAAGGAUGAGCCAUGCGACAUUGGGAAGAAUACGUGAAGCUUGCUUGACAGAGUAUAUCGUUUGCUAAGUUCCCUUCCAUCUUAUUUUUUGAAAAAGUAAAUAAAUGUAUACAAGAAAUUUUUUUUAGAUCUUCAAAUUCAUAUAUUCUUAAUUCUUUUCAUAAUUAUACGCAGUAUUAUUCCUUCUAUUAGUUACAAGGACCCUUUAAUGAGUUUAGUUAAGCCUCUUACCCUCAGUU
This is a messenger RNA of Chenopodium quinoa (quinoa), 1653 nucleotides long. RefSeq names its product probable sodium/metabolite cotransporter BASS4, chloroplastic. Bases 180 to 1451 code for a protein of 423 amino acids. The transcript is spliced from 14 exons. Gene Ontology annotation, cellular component: chloroplast envelope. The record is from RefSeq and is a predicted model, not a curated record. Lineage: Eukaryota; Viridiplantae; Streptophyta; Magnoliopsida; Caryophyllales; Amaranthaceae.